This is a messenger RNA of Aspergillus melleus, 1730 nucleotides long. RefSeq names its product 40S ribosomal protein uS2 (gene rps0). Gene Ontology annotation, molecular function: structural constituent of ribosome. Gene Ontology annotation, cellular component: 90S preribosome; ribosome; cytosolic small ribosomal subunit. Bases 222 to 1121 code for a protein of 299 amino acids. The record is from RefSeq and is a predicted model, not a curated record. Gene Ontology annotation, biological process: cytoplasmic translation; ribosomal small subunit assembly. Lineage: Eukaryota; Fungi; Ascomycota; Eurotiomycetes; Eurotiales; Aspergillaceae. The transcript has 2 exons.
CACGUGACUCUCCGGGCGGAUCGGAGGAGGCUCCGCAGGCACAGCCCUAGACUAGCCCUAAAAUUCACAAACGGCAAGCGAAAUUUCAUCGAUCAUCUCGGCGCGGAGUGUCAAGGUUUCUCUUUCGCGUCGUCAGUCUCUUCCUCGCCAUCACCACCGCGACAAGCGCCAGACGAUUGAUAUCUUCAAUUCGCCGUCCUUCGCAAUAUCAAUCGCCCACCAUGGCCCCUUCUCAGCUCCCCCCCAUCUUCAACCCUACCUCGCAGGACAUUGAGAACCUGCUGGCGGCCCAGUGCCACCUCGGUUCCAAGAACCUUCAGGUGCACAUGGAGCCUUACCUCUGGAAGACUCGUCCCGACGGUGUCAACGUUAUCAACAUUGGCAAGACCUGGGAGAAGAUUGUCCUGGCUGCCCGUAUCAUCGCUGCCAUCGACAACCCCGCCGAUGUCUGUGUGAUCUCCGCUCGUCCCUACGGCCAGCGUGCUGUCCUCAAGUUCGCCGCCCACACCGGUGCCACCGCCAUCGCCGGUCGUUUCACCCCCGGUAACUUCACCAACUACAUCACCCGCUCUUUCAAGGAGCCCCGUCUUAUCAUCGUGACCGACCCCCGCACCGAUGCGCAGGCCAUCAAGGAGGCUUCCUACGUCAACAUCCCCGUCAUCGCUCUCUGCGACACUGACUCCCCCACCGACUUCGUUGACGUUGCCAUCCCCACCAACAACAAGGGUCGUCACUCCAUCGGUCUCGUCUGGUGGAUGCUUGCCCGUGAGGUCCUCCGCCUCCGUGGUACCCUUGCGUCCCGUGAGGUUGACUGGGACGUUGUUGUCGAUCUCUACUUCUACCGCGACCCCGAGGCCGAGGAGAACAAGGAGAUUGCCGACGAGACCAAGGUCCCCGGUGCCGAGGAGAUUGGCCCUGCUGCCAUCGAGUCCGGCUUCGCUGGUGAGAACUGGGACACCCAGGGUGCCGGUGCCGGUGUUCCUGGCACUGCUUUCUCUGCUGCUACCGCUGCUGCUGGCGCUACCAGCUGGGAGGCUGAUGGUGGCGACUGGGCCGCCAGCGGUGCUGCCCCUGCUACUGAGAGCUGGGCUGAGACCCAGCCCGCUGACGCCAAGUGGUAAACAAAUCUAAAACAAAAUGGUGACGAGGACAGCUGAUGAGGAGGGACAUGAUAUCUAUUUUUCUUUUUAAAAAGAAUAUGGCGAAAUUGAAGGGGGGAAAGAGUUGAUAUUUAAAUCAAUAAUUUCGCCAUUCCUUUGACGAAUACCCGACAUCUCCCGCAAAGAGAAGAAAUUCCCCUUCGCAUGUCUUAUCCUAGUCUCUGUUCCCAAAAAAUAUUCAAAACCGAAAGUGAAAAAAGUGCAAAAGAAGCCUUCGAUUGGAAACCGUUCAACUUCCAACACUUCCCUUUUUUCCUUUCCACCCCCUGGUAUGCCGCGGUGUCCUUUUUGUUUCCUUUUCGAUCAGACCUUUUUAUGUCGUGUUUAUGGUGCAUCGGGGAGGAAUUGCAUUGUCAAAAAUUGACUGGCACUUACGAGGGAAAGAGAUCCAGUUGUUCUGUGCGCUCAGUGAACUUCUGGGGGAAAGCCCUGUGCUGUCGAUUUCACAAGGUGUACUUAAUCGUUGCCUUGGUUUCUCCUUGUGUGUUUAUCAUAUUCAUAUUCGAAAAGUGAUGCUCGCUACCAUGUAUCUUCCACCGUGUUUCUGUAGUUUGUAGUUUGUAGUAUGUA